AUCUUCUCCGUUUGAGCUCUUCUCGGCCAGAAGAAGAAGAAGAGAGAGAAGCGGGAGCGGCACCUUCAUGAUAUUAAUUCUAGGGUUUUGAUACAGUAAAACAAACAGGAGAAAGAAAUAUGAGUACUCAACUUCUUCAUCCAGUUUCAAGACGUAAUGGUAAGCGCAAUCCAUCCUCUAUUGGUGGAAGAUCCUCUGUUCAACCGGACAAUACGACUUCGAAUGGCACUCAUCAAUCAAAACCCUCAUCCCCUGAUCAUCCGUUUGUGGUUGGUGCUAGAACAGUUAAGAAACUAAGGUUAUCAAAGGCCUUAACUAUUCCAGAAGGAACUACAGUUUCUGAUGCUUGUCGAAGAAUGGCAUCUCGUCGUGUUGAUGCUGUUCUGUUGACUGAUUCAAACGCCUUACUUGCCGGCAUAGUCACGGACAAGGAUAUUGCUACUAGGGUUAUAGCAGAGGGAUUGAGACCAGACCAAACUUUAAUUUCGAAAGUCAUGACAAAGAAUCCUAUUUUCGUCUCUUCAGAUUCUUUGGCAAUUGAUGCUCUUCAGAAGAUGAUUCAAGGAAAAUUCAGACACCUUCCUGUUGUAGAAAAUGGUGAAGUUAUUGCAUUGCUUGAUAUUACCAAAUGUCUGUAUGAUGCAAUAUCGCGAAUGGAAAAAGCUGCCGAACAAGGCAGUGCCAUUGCUGCUGCGGUGGAAGGUGUAGAACGACACUUUGGUUCCAAUUUUUCUGGUCCAUCUGCUUUCAUUGAAACACUAAGAGAAAGGAUGUUUAAACCUUCUCUAUCAACUAUUAUUGGUGAGAAUGCCAGGGUUGCAAUAGUAUCACCAUCCGAUUCUGUAUACACUGCUGCGAAAAAGAUGCAGGAGUUAAAAGUUAAUUCUGUACUUAUCGUGGUUGGGAAGAAGACUCAAGGCAUAUUAACAUCUAAAGAUAUAUUUUUGCGAGUUGUUGCACAAAAUCUUUCUCCUCAAUUGACUUCUGUCGAAAAGGUAAUGACUCGAAACCCCGAAAGUGCAACUGUGGACACCACAAUCCUCGAAGCACUCCAUGUCAUGCAUGACGGAAAAUUCUUACAUCUACCUGUUAUGGACAAAGACGGAACUAUUGUUGCCUGUGUAGAUGUUCUUCAAAUCACUCAUGCCGCCAUAUCUAUUGUCGAGAAUAGUUCAGGCGCUGUUAAUGAUGUGGCAAACACGGUUAUGCACAAGUUUUGGGAUUCAGCAUUUUCCCUUGAUCCGCCUGAUGAUUUUGACAACCGGAGUGAAAUGUCAAUGUCCCGAUUAGCGUUAUCAGAUGUAACCGAACUUGAUAACUUGUAUCCAGCUCCCGGUGUAGGGAACUCAUUUACUUUCAAGUUCACAGAUCGCAAUAGUCGUGUACAUCGGAUCACUUUUGGCACAGACGAUGUAAAUGGACUUGUUUCUGCUGUAAUGCAAAGAGCAGGUGCUAUUGAUAAUUAUGACCGCCCUCGACUUUUGUAUGAAGACGAUGAGGGUGACAAAGUUAUCGUUACGACAGAUUCAGACCUCAUGAGCGCUGUUAGCUAUGCCAGAUCAAUCGGAUUAAAGGUUUUAAGAUUAUAUUUGGAUUAUUCUGAUUUAAGCCCACCAACCACAAUAAAAGGGUCAUCGCCGCCGCCACCACCAUCAUCAUCUGUAGCAACCGCAAUCAAAAGAGGAGAAGGAGGACUCACAAAUCUACGAUAUGGUAUUUUAGCAAGCGCGGUUGCUGUGACAGGCAUUGGAGUUUUGGUCCAUUUAAACCGACCCAAUGUUUAAUAAAUCAAGAUGAUGCCUGUCUUAUUUGUCAAAACUAACCAAAAUAUAUUCUUCUAGAGCAAUAUAUACACGUUUGUUUCCUUUUUGUUUCCUUUUUGUUUUGACUUAUGAAAAGAGAUAGAGAUUGUGUGUUUAUAAGAGUGAGCUUAAGCAUCAUUCUGAGUGUUUUCUCCACUGAAGGAAGGUGUUAAAACCUAUUAUUUAUUUGUCCAAGACAAAUUUUCCUA
Impatiens glandulifera is the source of this 2011-nucleotide messenger RNA. Its product is annotated as CBS domain-containing protein CBSCBSPB3-like. Bases 120 to 1784 code for a protein of 554 amino acids. The transcript has 12 exons. The record is from RefSeq and is a predicted model, not a curated record. Gene Ontology annotation, molecular function: protein binding. Lineage: Eukaryota; Viridiplantae; Streptophyta; Magnoliopsida; Ericales; Balsaminaceae.